Messenger RNA from Liolophura sinensis, 3325 nucleotides. Its product is annotated as sepiapterin reductase-like. Bases 277 to 1140 code for a protein of 287 amino acids. NCBI's taxonomy places the organism in Eukaryota, Metazoa, Mollusca, Polyplacophora, Chitonida, Chitonidae. Gene Ontology annotation, biological process: tetrahydrobiopterin biosynthetic process. Gene Ontology annotation, molecular function: sepiapterin reductase (NADP+) activity. The transcript is spliced from 4 exons. The record is from RefSeq and is a predicted model, not a curated record.
UUUGUUAGUUCUCUGGGUGUGUGAUAUUCCGGCUGGUGGUGUGUAUUUGUUUUCUGCACGGCAGUAAAACAGGCUUUUGGUGAUCCUUUAUUGUCUACCGGAACAGACCGUCUGCGCCGGCUAUAAUACUGCACGUGGCUGACAUAUGUAAACGCAGCGUUGUUAUAGCUUGGCGGGUCAGCGCUUCCUCGAAUACACCGACGUCCCUCGCUUCCCUCUCUACACUGACAGUCAGUUUGCGGGUACAGGACUAUAUAAGGCUGGCAGUAUUCAAACAUGGCGGUAGCGUUUUACAAAGUGAACCGUGGUCCUGGGGCAGACUCCCACGGUGAGCGACACGCCCCGAGCCUUGCCGGACGGUGUGCAGUGUUCAUCACAGGAGCCGAUAAAGGAAUUGGGAAAUCCUUCGCCUGGCAAAUUGGCAAAUUCUUAGGGAAUGCUCCCGAAACGAAAAACUCCGCUCUGAUUUUGACAGCCCCACCGGGCUCCAAAGGCCUGCAUAAAUGCCAAGAGGAAAUCAGGGCAUUUUCGCCGGCUUUACAAGUCAUCACAGUUGAGGCAGAUUUUGCAGAUACUGAGAAUCUGGGACAAGUAUGGGAGAAAAUGACAGAAGACCUCAAGCCAGAAGAUUUUUUCCAAGCAAUUUUCAUCCACAAUGCUGGGACAAUGAAUGACGUCACGAAGCCAGCGUGGGCGUACGAUGACCCAAACUAUCUUCGGAAAUACUUCGAUAUCAACGUAUUUUCCAUGAUUAUGCUGACGUCAAAAUUUGUGACAAUGUUCAAGGACAAAAGUAAAGUCACCAUUGUAGCAGUAACGCAUGAGGAUUUGAGACUGUUUCCUAGCAUGUCUAUAUAUGCCUCCGCGAAAGAAGCUAGGGAUGCGUACUUGCGGGAUCUACUUUCGGAGGAUCCUAAACUUCUGGGAUUUUCUUAUAACCCUGGCUUGGUGAAAACGGACAUGAGUGACUAUGUUUUGGAGAAUACCUACUUUACUCCACUGCGAAACGAACUGAAGAAAAUGAGAGCAGAGAAAAAGGAAACCUUACUGAAAUACACGGCACUCAAACUGAUGAAAGUGCUUACGUCUGGGGUUUACCAAAACGGCGGUAGAGUCAAUGCUGAAGACGUGGCACUGUGAGACGGGGGGACACUGCGAGGAGGUUGUAGAUCUAGGACCAAAGUACUAAUGCAAAUCUGCUUGAAGUAAACAGAAUAUGACGUCUUGCCAUGUUUCGGUAGACUCUGAUGUCCACUAAAUUUUAUCUUAAACAUAAUCUGGUCUGUAUGUUUGACGAAAAGGAAUCUGUUGUAAAACCUUGAAUGUGUCGGAGGCACUAUUAGAUGAUGACUAGGAUCUGUCGUGUAAGAAAGCCUGUGUUGGAGGUACUAUUUGAGAACUAGAAUCAGUUGAGUAAGCCUGUCCUGCAGGCAUUGUAUUUCAUUAAACCUGCGGAUCGUCGUGGGUUUCCCCCGGGCUCUGCCCGGUUUCCUCCCACCUUAAUGCUGACCGCCGUCAUACAAGUGAAAUUUUCUUGAGUACGACGUAAAACACUCAUCAAAUGAUUAAAUAAAUAAUUUCAUUAGGGAAAGAAUCUGCCAGUUAACAACCCUGUGUUGGAGACGCUAUUUGAUAAGAACUAGAAUAUGUGACAUAAGCCUACGUUGGAGGCACUGUUUGAUGAGAACUACAAUCUGUGACAUAAGCCUACGUUGGAGGCACUGUUUGAUGAGAACUACAAUCUGUGACAAGCUACGUUGGAGGCACUGUUUGAUGAGAACUAGAAUCUGUGACUUAAGCCUAUGUUAGAGGCACUGUUUGAUCAGAACUAGAACCCUAUAUAAUCCUAUGUUAGAGUUAUUAUUUCGUAAAGAACAAAAUUUGUUGUAUAAGUCUAUGUUACAGGAAUUAUUUCACAAGGACUAGAAUAUUUUAUGUAAGCAAGCCUCUCUUGCAGGCACUAUUUGAUGUGGACUAGAAUCCUUUAUGAAAACAAACCUGCAUGUUUUGAAGGCACUAUUUGAUGAGGACUAGCAAGACUGUCUUGCAAGCACUAAUUGAUGAGGACGAGAAUCUUAAGCAAGCCGGUUUCAGGCAUUAUUUCAUGAGAACCAGAAUCUUUUAUGUAAGUUAGCCUAUGUUUGAGCCACUGUCUCGUGAGGACUGGCAUCUGUUAUAAACUUCUGUACACUAAAGGGGAACUUGUUUUACAUAUUUGUCUUCCUAAGUAUAGAAUAUUCAUGCAGCAGUGAGCUUAUAGAUCUAUCAGUGAGAAUAUUUAGCCGUUGUCUUAAGCGUUAAGCUCGUGUCCUUUUGGGUACGAAUCCUGUAACAUUCCAGUGAAAGUGUCAUGCUAUGAAAAAAAUCGUCUUUCCCAUGCAUGCGUUAUUUCGCGAUAUGUAGACCUACUUCUGUAGAGGCCCGACUUCUGUGGAUGACCAACUCGAUCUGACUAGAAAUUGUGCGAAAUGCUACUGAAAUGAGUUUGUGAGAAACCAUUAACCAUUCAUCAAUCCAAACAAGUGCCUAUAUGAAAAUUUUCUCACAAGGAUUUCUGAUCCUAACCUAUUCUCAGUUUACUAUUACAUAGUAGAGAAACGCCGAGCAAAUGACGAUUACUUUUCAAGAAUCGUCAUUUGCAAGGCGUUUCUGUUACGUAAACGAGUCCAGUGUUAUGCAGCUGUCGAUCAUUUUUCAAGAAUCAACAGUUAUUGUUCUUUUGUCCUCUGGAACUAUUUACCGGUCAAAAAUGCAUUCACUUUGUAACCCUGGCAAUACCAGGGCUCACCUCCAUGUUACAAGGGAAAACUUAGUUCGUGUCGCUUUACAUAAAGAACAUCUGCAAAUAUACCGACUUCCAUUCGCUUGAAGUGCUGGGAUAAUGCAUGGCUAUGCGAAGAAGGUAACGCUGUAUAUAAGCCGAGCGAGUUUAGACACUUUAUUCGAAACAUGGCGAGCUCUUAGAAUGCGAUAUUUUUCGAACACAACACCGAUUUUCACGUCACCAGAGUGACAUGGAGGACUCGACGAUCGUAAAUAACGUUUUAUGUCAAAGGAUUGACGUCACAACAAAUGUUUAAAGUUGUGUAAAGGGAGAAGGUUGUAUCGUCUUCCCGGAUAGCACAGUGGGAUAAUGGAAUGUUUUAAAGCCUUGUUUUCGUGAGUUCGAGCCCCAUUCUUCUGUAUUCUUAGGUUAUACAAAUCGUCGCCCUUCAUCACUCAACCUACUAACUCACAAGUGUCGAUUCUUGAAAAAUAAUCGACCGCGCUAUACAACAGCGUGACGCUACAGCGAGCGUUUAAACGCACGAUAUCUAGGCCCUUU